AAAUGCCGUCCAUCAGUAAAACGAAAAGCGGGGAGCGCUAUCGAGCGCCUACCGAUCAAGCUCGUAAAAUGGAUCGAAAAAAGGAAAACAAGAGAAACAAAAAAGACAGGCAGCAAAUAAGACAAGCUAUGGCGAAAUACUGUAAUCUGGAUGAGACAACGAGCAAACUUUUGGCAUUAGAACGGCAGAUCCUUGGAUUAGAUCCUCAACCGUUCCAUAUCGAUGUUCUCAGAAAGAAGCAGAAAGUGCUGACAGAUUCGAUUAAUAAAAGACGGAUGACAUUGCAACAGGGAAAAGAAGACGCUGAAUUAAAGAAGUUUAAUGACAAAAUCAAUGCAUAUCAGUCAGAUUGUCAAAAACUAGCUGUUCUUGCUCAACAAGCUCGUCUUGCCCGCGAAGCUGACCCGGACAUGAUCCCCUUACCAAUGGGAGAUGUUUCUACUGCCGGACCUGAAAGAAAUAAUCAACUACUUGCUCCUGCUAUGAUAAAACGUAAAGUGGAAUUUCAACUUCCUCCUAGACCUGUUCGUGUAGCUGGACAAAAGCCUCCUGGGCCGCCUUGUGGAUUGGCUCCAAAUUUCAGUGACAGCGAAGAAGAAGAAGAGGAAGUGCACGAUGAUCACUAUGACGACAUCGAUCUUGCGCCCGUACCUAUUCCCGAAUUCGACAACCCGUACCAGCCAAUUCAUAGAAAUUACGGACCUCCAUCCUCAUAUAACUCAAUGCCAACCAGAAUGCCGCACCAUCAUCACCACCAUCACCCACAUGCGAGUUCUCAUUACAAUCCAAUGGGUUUCCAAAACCAUCACGAAGAAGCUGUUAUUUCGUCGGCUCCACAAAUUAAUCGCAGUAAUGAACCUGCUGCUCCAGCAACACUUUCUGCUGCUCCUGAACUACGAAACUUACGACGAGAAACUGUCAAAUUAGUGCCGGCACAAUUGCUCCGUCGUCCAGGAGACAACAAGACUAUCGUCCCACGACAAGCGGCUCCAGUACAAAGGCGACCGGAGGUUCAGAAGCAAGCAAAAAAUACCGAUGAAGCUUAUAAUGAUUUUAUGAAAGAAUUGGAUGGUCUCAUUUGAAUUUGGAUACUGUUACGAGUUUUCUUUUUUAAUUAUUGGCGUUUAAAAUAAAAAAUUAUUUCUAGU
Messenger RNA from Caenorhabditis elegans, 1148 nucleotides. It is a transcript of the gene wbp-11, whose product is annotated as WW domain-binding protein wbp-11. The record is from RefSeq and is marked reviewed. NCBI's taxonomy places the organism in Eukaryota, Metazoa, Nematoda, Chromadorea, Rhabditida, Rhabditidae. The transcript has 5 exons. The coding region runs from base 3 to 1082 and encodes 359 amino acids. Gene Ontology annotation, biological process: RNA processing.